This is a messenger RNA of Vitis riparia (riverbank grape), 2631 nucleotides long. RefSeq lists its product as uncharacterized. The record is from RefSeq and is a predicted model, not a curated record. NCBI's taxonomy places the organism in Eukaryota, Viridiplantae, Streptophyta, Magnoliopsida, Vitales, Vitaceae. The coding region runs from base 216 to 2297 and encodes 693 amino acids. The transcript has 19 exons.
AACUAACCGCCCAAACGCCUGCACCGGCAUGCGGAAGGAAACGUUUGACUCCUUCUUCCCGCGCCACCUUCCAUCUCUUCUAGUGCGACAUUUCUCUCCUUCAUCCCCACUCUUCUACAACCGUUUUCAUUUCUCCUUCCAAUCCAGCUGCAUCAAGAAAAACAAAAAAACAAAAAGAGGAAUAAUUGCCUAGGUAACAGGAGAGAGAGGCGGAGAUGUCAUGGUUCAGAUCAGCGAUGCACAAAGCCGUCGAAGCAGGCGGCAACACCAACCUCCCUCGCACCGUACGCAACUACGCCGAUUCCGUCGUCCAACAAGCUGGUUUUGCUGUUGCCGAGGGCGCUAAGCUUCUUCAGGACCGCAUUGGAAUGCAGAAUAUCAAAAGCUUUAGGCAUACCGUAAGAAAUUUGGAGGAAGUUUCUGUUUCUUGUAGAGGCUUAGAGAGAAUUCAAUUACUAAGAAGAUGGUUGGUUGCACUUAAAGAAAUUGAAAGAAUAUUGGGAAACUAUUAUGAUGAUAAUGAAAAAGAUCUUGUGCAGAAUGAUACUCCUGUUGAGUCCAAGGAUUCACCUGGAAAACCUACUUUGAUUAUGUAUUAUGACCCUGAUCUUGGGGAUGAACCAGUGAAUUUCCGUGACGUCUUUCUUCACAGUCAAGCACUUGAAGGCAUAACAUUAUCUAUGAUUCUUGAAGCACCAAAGGAUGAAGAGGUUUCUUUACUUCUGGAAUUGUUUGGGCUCUGUCUUACAGGAGGGAAGGAAGUUCAUAAUGCAAUCAUCAGCAGCAUACAAGAUUUGGCACAAGUGUUCUCAGACUACGAAGAUGAAGUACUGGUAAAGCGGGAAGAGUUGCUCCAAUAUGCUCAAGCUGCAAUUGCAGGGCUGAAAGUAAAUGCUGAUAUUGUAAGAAUAGAUGCUGAAUAUUCAAGUGCACAGAAAAAACUUGACAGAAUGAAAGCAUCUCAGCAGCCUUCUAACGAAGGCAAUGAUAAAUCAUCUCAAGAAUCAACUGUUGAAACAAGAGAGGCUUUAAAGGAGGCACUUGCACAGAUUCUACUAUGUUCCCAAGUGGAGGCACUCUUACUAAAGAAGAAAUCUUUAAGAACUGGUGAUUCUCCAGAGGUUCAUGCUGAAAAGGUCAAUAAAUUGAAAAUUUUGUCAGAAUCUCUUAUUAGCUCUACCUCAAAAGCAGAAAACCGCAUUUUGGACAACAGGGUAAUAACCUUAAGCAUACCCAAGAGCAGGUUCCAGUGCUCUGCAAGCUUUGAGUGGAAAUACAAAUAUCAAAAAGAAGAAGCACUCAACUUUCGUGUGGCAAAAGAUACUGAAAUUAACCAACUUGAGAAGAAUAUCCAGAUGCUCAAGUAUCAUGACCUUCUCCAGGAACUGACAGUGGAGAUAGGAGCACUUGAAAGGCAAAGAGAUGAAUUUGAAGCUGAAUUGAAAAAGGUCAAUGCGUCAUUGGCUGCUGCCCGAGCACGCCUUCAUAAUGCGAGGGAAGAAAGCGAGCAGUUUGCUGAAGCUAGCAAUCAAAUUGUUAUACACUUGAAAGCAAGGGAAGAUGAGCUGUCAAGAUCCCUUGCUUCGUGUAGAGUAGAAGCACAUGUUGUUACUACAUGGAUUAAUUUUCUGGAAGAUACAUGGACUCUCAAGAGAGCAUACACAGCACAAAACGAGAAUCAGGUCAGAGAUGAACUGGAGAAAUAUGGAGACUACUUCUUGAAUUUAGUUAUUCAUCUUCUCUCUGCUUACAAGGAAGAGUUGGAGCCUUCUGUCUCUCGUGUGAAGAAACUAGUGCAGAAUUUAAGUGGAGGGUCAGCAAUAAUACCAAGUAUGGGUGAUGAAAAUUCAAAAGCAAUGAACCUAAGGAAAAAUCUUGAAGAGGAAUAUCUGGAUUAUGAAGCCAAGUUCAUAACCACUUUCAGUGUAGUGGUCAGCAUGAAGAAGCAGUUCUAUGCUCAAAAUGAAGACCUCUCCAGAAAAGAUGAUCAAAAGGUCCAAGAGCUAUUCGAUGCACUGGAAAAAAUAAAGGAUGAAUUUGAAUCCAUUGAGAGACCAACUUUGGAAAUUGAAACUCCAACCAGAAGAAGUUCACAGCCACCAAUCCUAGAGACACCCCAAAAAAGUCCAUCCGGUUACCUCAAACAUAUUAUGCCAGAAUAUAAGUCAAUUAAGAGAGAUAAGGCGUUGGAUAGAGAGGCAGAGCUGUUAGAGCUGGAGUCAGAAUUUGGGAAGAGUAGCAGGGACCACUCAUCAGACGAGAUCAGUGACUGGGUGUGCGAUGAACUUGAAAGGUGACUGAAAACCUUGAACUGGCUACAGGAAGUGUGUCAAAUUUUCCAGGUGAUAUAAAACAUAUACGUGGUAGUUUAAAUCAAAUAACAAGACUGCGUUCCAUCAACGCUUGGAGAGGAAAAAGGCAAAGGCGGGCAUUGUUUUGAUACAACAAAAAAAAAAAGUAGUUGUAUGUGACUACUGAACAUCUUGUAAACUCCCAAAAAGCUGCAUUUAAAUGGGAGCAGCCUCCUUUGACAUGUAGUACUGGAAAGAUAUUUGACUCACUUGAUUUGGUGUUAAUUCUCCAAAACUUGUAAUGAUGGAAGGUGUAUAACAUUGAUUUUGUGGAGGCAAA